AUGCGUAAAAAUUCAGGUUCUAUCUAUUUUAUUGCAUUCAAUAUUGCCAAUAUUCUUGUAUUAUGGAUUUGUCUCGUACCAUUUGUUUAUCGUUACAUGACUGGUAUCGAUUUUACUAUAUCAAAUCUAAUUUAUUGUCGAUUACGAACAUAUCUAUUGGAUGUACUUAUGGUAUUACCAUCAUACUAUCUAACUUUGGCUUCAAUCGAUCGAACAUUAGUCACUUCUCAUAAGGCAUUGAUACGACAUCGAAGCACACGAUGUUUGGCUUUCUGGACAAUUAGUGGUAUUACUCUUCUGUGGUUUCUUUAUUAUUCUCCCAUUUGGUUUUUUGUCAGUAUUCAAUCACCUGCUCCUGGCUUUUAUAUCUGUUUCUUUGAACCUGGGGUGUAUUCUAUGUUUGUGAGCUAUUCUACAAUGACAAUAACGGGCUUUUUACCUCCUUUUCUAAUGACAAUCUUUGGCAUAAUGACAAUGAGAAAUUUUCGACGAUCUCGAGUUCAACCAAUCACUAAUGAAAAUAACAUUAUUGCAUUAUCAUCAAAAGAUCGUCAAUUAGCUAUAAUGUUAUUAUUUGAUAUUAUUAUUUCUGUUGUUUUAUCAUCUUUAGGAUCAAUUCUUUUUGUUUAUACACAAAGAAUUCCAAAUGAAAGAAAAACUAUGGAACAACAAGCUUUGGAUUAUUUUCUUCUAGAUUUUGGUUUAAAUCUUGUAUUUGUACAAGCUUCUCUAACUUGUUAUUCAAAUUUUAUUGUUUCAAAGAAAUUUCGCAAAAAUAUUCGAAAACUCAUUUGGAAACUAAUGCCUCGUGUUUGUCGUCGACAGUGGAUGAAUCGCUGGUCAAAUGUAGCAUUAAAUAGUCUAAAUAUGACUUCCACGGCUUUGACAGUUCGGCCACGCACAGUUGCUAUACAUUAA
Messenger RNA from Rotaria sp. Silwood1, 918 nucleotides. Lineage: Eukaryota; Metazoa; Rotifera; Eurotatoria; Philodinida; Philodinidae. The record is from the annotation of a GenBank genome assembly.